CGGUUCCGGCCCCCCUUCACCCAUAAUUGCAUCCCCAGAAACCCUAGGCGGCUAGUCCUCUGUGUAGCCAAAACCCCGGCAGCCCGACGCUGUGCCUGCGCGGAAGCGAGGGGAGAGAGAUGGGGCGGCCGUACGCAGUGAAGGGGAAGAAGAAGCGGAAGCUGGCUGACGCCUCGGCUUCGCGUGCCCCUCCGGUCGCCGACGAGGCGGAGGAACGGCAGUCUGACGGAGUGCGUGCGGGAAGCGAGAGGAGAGAGAUGGGGCGGCCGCACGCAUUGAAGGGGAAGAAGAAUCGGAAGCUGGAAGACGGCUCAGCCUCGCGCGCUCCUCCGGCCGCCGACGAGGCGGAGGAGGUGCCUCCGCCGGAGGAGCAAGAGGGGGAAGGGGCUCCGGAAGAAGCCGCUGAGGUUGUGGAGGGGAUCCCCAUCGUGCCCAGGCCGGUGGACGGGAAGCGACGGCCGGGCGCGAUCUUCGUGCUCGAGAGGGCCUGCCUCGAGGUCGGCAAAGUCGGCAAGGCUAUGCAAAUCUUGAACUCGGAUGAUCACGCUAAUUAUUUGAGGAAGCAGAACCGCGAUCCAGCUGAUUAUAGGCCAGAUAUCAUUCACCAGGCACUACUAGCAAUAUUUGAUAGCCCUCUAACUAAGGCUGGGAGGUUACAAGCUGUUUAUGUUAGGACUGAAAAGGGAGUGUUAUUUGAAAUCAAGCCUCAUGUUCGCUUGCCACGAACAUUCAAACGUUUCUGUGGUUUGAUGUCACAGUUAUUGCAAACAUUGAGCAUUUCGGCCGUUGGGAGGCGUGAGAAGCUCCUUAAUGUUAUUAAAAAUCCUGUUACCCAGUACCUACCUGUUGGUGCGCGGAAGAUCGGUCUCUCAUAUAGUUCGGUGAAGUCAGUUAAUUUGUUCGACUAUGUUGCUAAAUCCAGUGAUGAUGAACCCCUUGUGUUUGUGGUUGGUGCCAUGGCCCAUGGAAAGAUUGAAAACGAUUACUCGGAUGAUUAUAUACAAAUUUCCAGUUACCCUCUCAGUGCUGCCUGUUGCCUAAAUCGAAUAUCCAGUGCCCUGGAGCAGAAGUGGAACAUCCAGUGAAAGGAAAAUUUGAAAUGAGCAUUACAUCGCCGUGAUGAGAUUGCUACGCACUCAUAUAGCUAAUGGCAUUGUGUCUUUUACUGUCCUAUGUCCACUAUUCUUUUUCCCUGAGACUUCAACCUCAAGAUGUAAAAGUGUUGUAACAUUUGAACAUUGAAUGCUUCAAGUGUUUAUGAUCCUACCAACCAGAGCCAAGUCCGUUUUGGUGAAAAA
This is a messenger RNA of Brachypodium distachyon (stiff brome), 1298 nucleotides long. RefSeq names its product ribosomal RNA small subunit methyltransferase nep-1. Gene Ontology annotation, biological process: rRNA base methylation. The coding region runs from base 120 to 1085 and encodes 321 amino acids. Gene Ontology annotation, molecular function: rRNA binding; rRNA (pseudouridine) methyltransferase activity. Lineage: Eukaryota; Viridiplantae; Streptophyta; Magnoliopsida; Poales; Poaceae. The record is from RefSeq and is a predicted model, not a curated record. Gene Ontology annotation, cellular component: small-subunit processome; nucleolus. The transcript has 7 exons.